AUGGAAGCACUGUGGGCGGCAGAGGUGGCGCAGGCGGUGGACGGCGUGGCUAACGAGCAGGCUGUGCUCCCAGACGCGCGGGUGCAAGCGCUCGAGAUGCUGCGCCAGGUGGUGGUCAACAUCAUCGACCCGCCGAAGCCCGCCGGCCAGCCCUCCUGGCCCGACCAGGGCGCCGUCGACGCCGCCCGACUGCGCUACGCGCGGCUCAAGCUCGUGUCGGGACUCUACAAGCGCACCCUCGCCCUCCUGCCCUCCGCCGAGGCGUUCCUGCGGGUGGUGGGGUUCAGGCGGACGGUGGAGGAGUUUCAAGAGUUUCUCGUCUUCACGCCCUCGCCGGACAACCUCGCCAAGCUGGAAGAGGGACAGCGAAAACUGGAGGUGGCGCUGAAUCGAGUGCGACUGCGGGCAGAGGAGCGGAAGAUGGUGCAGAUCGACGCCCGCACCGAGGAGCAGCUGCGGCGCGAGCAGGCCCUCAACCGCAUCCGCGACAACCGGCUCGAGCGCGGCGCAGUCGACGGCUCGCGCCGCGCGUGA
Molecule: messenger RNA, 534 nt
Organism: Acanthamoeba castellanii str. Neff
Lineage: Eukaryota; Discosea; Longamoebia; Acanthamoebidae
Exons: 3
Coding region: 1-534 (177 amino acids)
Source: RefSeq, a predicted model, not a curated record